Messenger RNA from Otolemur garnettii (small-eared galago), 4496 nucleotides. RefSeq names its product SMG5, nonsense mediated mRNA decay factor (gene SMG5). The record is from RefSeq and is a predicted model, not a curated record. Lineage: Eukaryota; Metazoa; Chordata; Mammalia; Primates; Galagidae. The coding region runs from base 84 to 3230 and encodes 1048 amino acids. Gene Ontology annotation, cellular component: telomerase holoenzyme complex. Gene Ontology annotation, biological process: nuclear-transcribed mRNA catabolic process, nonsense-mediated decay. Gene Ontology annotation, molecular function: protein binding; telomeric repeat DNA binding; telomerase RNA binding. The transcript is spliced from 22 exons.
GCCACUGGCCUGCAACUGUGCGGCCGCUAUCGCGAGACUUCGCAGGCGGAGGAGGAGCUGUCGCGGACAGCCGCCUCACAGCGAUGGCGGCCGAGCAGGGCCGGCGGCGGUGGCGGCUGCGGCACUGGCCAGGGACAGCAGUGGUGGCGGUAGUGGAGCCGCCCCCGGACCCGGGCAUCAUGAGCCAAGGCCCCCCCCCAGGGGAGAGCGGCGAGCCCGAAGCAAAGGUCCUCCACACCAAGCGGCUUUACCGGGCUGUGGUGGAGGCUGUGCAUCGACUUGACCUCAUCCUUUGCAACAAAACCGCUUAUCAAGAAGUGUUCAAACCAGAGAACAUUAGCCUGAGAAACAAGUUGCGUGAGCUCUGUGUCAAGCUUAUGUUUCUGCACCCAGUGGACUAUGGGAGGAAGGCUGAGGAGCUGCUCUGGAGAAAGGUAUACUAUGAAGUUAUCCAGCUUAUCAAGACAAAUAAAAAGCACGUCCACAGCCGGAGCACUCUGGAGUGUGCCUACAGGACACACUUGGUUGCUGGCAUUGGCUUCUACCAGCAUCUUCUUCUGUACAUCCAGUCCCACUACCAGCUUGAACUGCAAUGCUGCAUUGACUGGACACAUGUCACCGACCCCCUCAUAGGUUGCAAGAAGCCUGUGUCUGCCUCAGGGAAGGAGAUGGAUUGGGCACAGAUGGCAUGCCACCGAUGUCUAGUGUACCUGGGGGAUUUGUCACGAUACCAGAAUGAAUUAGCUGGUGUAGACACCGAGCUGCUAGCUGAGAGAUUUUACUACCAGGCCCUGUCAGUAGCUCCCCAGAUUGGAAUGCCCUUCAACCAGCUGGGCACCCUUGCAGGCAGCAAGUACUAUAAUGUAGAAGCCAUGUAUUGCUAUCUACGCUGCAUCCAGUCAGAAGUGUCCUUUGAGGGGGCCUAUGGGAACCUUAAGCGGCUGUAUGACAAGGCAGCCAAAAUGUACCACCAGCUGAAGAAGUGUGAGACUCGCAAACUCUCUCCCAGCAAAAAGCGAUGUAAAGACAUUAAAAGGUUGCUGGUGAAUUUUAUGUAUCUGCAAAGCCUCCUGCAGCCCAAAAGCAGCUGUGUGGACUCAGAGCUCACCGCUCUUUGCCAGUCAGUCCUGGAGGACUUCAACCUCUGUCUCUUCUACCUGCCCUCCUCACCCAGCCUCAGCCUGGCCAGUGAGGAGGAGGAGGAGUGUGAGAGUGGCUAUGCUUUCCUCCCGGACCUUCUCAUCUUCCAGAUGGUCAUCAUCUGCCUUAUGGGUGUGCACAGCUUAAAGAGAGCAGGGUCCAAGCAGUACAGUGCAGCGAUUGCUUUUACCCUGGCCCUCUUCUCUCACCUCGUCAAUCAUGUCAACAUCCGGCUGCAGGCUGAACUGGAAGAGGGGGAGAACGCUGUCCCUGCAUUCCAGAGUGAUGGCACAGAUGAACCAGAGCCCAAGGAACUUCUGGAGAAAGAGGAGGAGCCAGACCCCGAGCCUCCUCCCACAGAACCCCAGGCAAAUGAGGGCAGAAAGAGCCGCAAGUUCUCCCGCCUCUCCUGCCUCCGCCGCCGCCGACACCCACCCAAAGCUGGUGAUGACAGUGACCUGAGUGAAGGUUUUGAGUCAGACUCUAGCCAUGACUCAGCCCGGGCCAGUGAGGGCUCAGACAGCGGCUCUGAUAAGAGUCUUGAAGGUGGGGGAACAGCCUUUGAUGCUGAGACAGACUCAGAAAUGAACAGCCAGGAGUCUCGAUCAGAUCUGGAAGAUAUGGAAGAGGAGGAGGGGACACGGUCCCCAGCUCUGGAGCCCCCUCGGGCCAGAGCAGAGGCUCCUGAUUCCCUCAAUGGCCCACUGGGCUCCAGUGAGGCUAGCAUUGCCAGCAAUCUGCAAGCCAUGUCCACCCAGAUGUUCCAGACCAAGCGUUGUUUUCGAUUGGCCCCCACCUUCAGCAACCUGCUCCUCCAGCCCACCACUGAAGCUCACACCCUGGCUGGCCGGAGGCCCUGUGUCAAUGGGGAUGUGGACAAGCCUUCAGAGCCAGCAUCCGAGGAGGGCUCUGAGUCGGAAGGGAGCGAGUGCAGCGGGCGCUCCUGUCGGAAUGAACGCAGUGUCCAAGAGAAGCUGCAGGUCCUGGCUGCCGAAGGCCUGCUUCCUGCUGUGAAAGUCUUCCUGGAUUGGCUGCGGACCAACCCUGACCUCAUCAUUGUGUGUGCACAGAGCUCUCAAAGUCUGUGGAACCGCCUGUCUGUGUUGCUGAAUCUGUUGCCAGCUGCGGGUGAACUCCAGGAGUCUGGCCUGGUCCUGUGUCCUGAAGUCCAGGGUCUUCUCGAAGGCUGUGAACUGCCUGACCCCCCCUCAGGCCUGCUGCUCCCGGAGGACACUGCUCUUCGUAACCUGCCCCCACUCCGAGCUGCUCACCGACACUUCAACUUUGAUGUGGAUCGGCCUCUGCUUAAUGCGCUGGAGGAGUCAGUGGUGCGCGUCUGCUGCAUUCGCAGCUCUGGUCACUUUGUCGCCCGCCUACAAGGCAGCAUCCUGCAGUUCAACCCGGAGGUCGGCAUCUUCGUCAGCAUUGCCCAGGCUGAGCAGGAGGGCCUGCUGCAGCAGGCCCAGGCACAGUUCCGCAUGGCACAGGAGGAAGCUCGUCGGAAUCGGCUGAUGAGAGACAUGGCCCAGUUACGACUUCAGCUGGAGGUUUCUCAGCUGGAGGGCAGCCUGCAGCAGCCCAAGGCCCAGUCAGCUAUGUCUCCCUACCUGGUCCCUGACACCCAGGCUCUCUGCCACCACCUCCCUGUAAUCCGCCAGCUGGCCACUAGUGGGCGUUUCAUUGUCAUCAUUCCAAGGACAGUGAUUGAUGGCCUGGAUUUACUGAAGAAGGAACACCCAGGGGCCCGGGAUGGGAUCCGGUACCUGGAGGCUGAGUUUAAAAAAGGAAACAGGUACAUUCGCUGCCAGAAGGAAGCAGGAAAGAGCUUCGAGCGGCAUAAGCUGAAGAGGCAGGAUGCAGACGCUUGGACUCUCUAUAAGAUCUUAGACAGUUGCAAACAGCUGACACUGGCCCAGGGGGCAGGCGAGGAGGACCCAAGCGGCAUGGUGACCAUCAUCACAGGCCUUCCACUGGACAACCCCAGUGUGCUUUCAGGCCCUAUGCAGGCAGCCCUGCAGGCCGCUGCCCAUGCCAGUGUGGACAUCAAGAAUGUUACAGAUUUCUACAAGCAGUGGAAAGAGAUUGGUUGAGACUGACCUCCAGGCCCUGAGUGGGGCUGACUCCAGAUCUCUCCUGCCCUCCCUGGCAGCCAGGAUACCACCUGUAGCCACCCCACCACCACUCAGACGCACACUCGCACAUAGGAAGGAGGCCUAGCUGUGCAGAGGCUGCAGGGAGGGCCCGGGAGCCAGCUGGGAGGGUGGGGUCCCCCUGUUGCCAAGAUGACAUUAGGAAAGGAAGACAGUGCUUGGAGCAGGAGAGUCCUGUGGUCCCGUAGCCAGCCUUCCUGCCUCGACUCCCCUGCUGUCCCUAGGGGUAGGUGGCAGGCGUGGGUAUCUGCAUUUCAUUGGAGUGGUUCCUGGACACUUGAGCAGAAGGAAUAGUGGAAGGGGCCCUUCUUCCUCAUCCAAGAUGCAGGGUGGUUGGGGCCAGGAGUUUGGACCCUCCAGGUCCUGGGGGAAGAGUUGGGUAAUACUAGGUAUCUGGCUGGUUCUCUGCAGACCCUUCCCCCUCAGGGACCAUCUUCCUCAUCUCCUUUUGCAGGGGCUGAGCAGCUUUGGGGGCCAGCCACGGGGGCUCUCACAGGAGCAUGGCCUGGAGUGGCCUGUACCGGGUAGCAGGUCUGGGGCUCGCACACCCCUUCUGCCAGCACCCAGUCACUGCACUUUUGUUCUUUGUCUCCCUGUCUGGCUGCCAGGGUGGGGAGUAGGCCCCAUCCAGGCCUGUGGGCUGUGUGGCCUGCUUGCAUGCAGUGCCUGUGUGCACUGCCCAUGAGCACUGCGCUCUGCUGCUGUGCUGGGACAGAGUGGGAUGCCAGUGAGGAAAAGGGGUGCUGCCUGAGGCCACCCCUUACUGAGACAGGGGUUGGCCAUUGCUGGGCAACAGAAGGAGAGGCCCCUCGAAGCUGCUUGGUCAGGGGUCCUCUGUCCUGGAAGGGCUGUGUGUGGGGCUGGCUGUGGGGUGUCAGGUGCACAUGUGGGGGCAGAGAUCAUGAAUAGCUCAGGGCAGUGAAUGGCGUGCCAAGAGCAGGGCUACUUGAGGGAGGCUUUGGCCAGGGCUACCUUGCCCCUCUCCCUCAGGCUGGGGUGUAGUUGGGGGCUGGGGGGAUCUCAGCUCUGCUUCACCCUACCUCAGUGCUGGCCCAGCUCCCAGCUGCGCUUUGAGGGAACUGGCUUCUGCUUCAUCCUCUGAGACAACAAGUCUGAGAAAACCCAGGGGAGUCGUGGUCCCCCAGUUCCUGACAGAGACUGAGACUGAAGCAUCACUUUUAAUAAAGACCCCUGCCCAAGCCUUCA